Molecule: messenger RNA, 786 nt
Organism: Pogona vitticeps (central bearded dragon)
Lineage: Eukaryota; Metazoa; Chordata; Lepidosauria; Squamata; Agamidae
Source: RefSeq, a predicted model, not a curated record
AUGUACUUUUUCAUCAACAAUUUGGCUUUCCUAGAUCUCAGUUAUUCCACUGCCAUUACGCCCAAGAUGCUGAUCAAUUUCUUAAUGGGAAAGAAAACCAUUUCCUUUGCGGGAUGCAUGGCACAAAUGUAUCUGUUUGCUUCCUUUGCAGAUGCAGAGUGCCUCCUGCUGGCUGCCAUGGCGUAUGACCGCUACAUGGCCAUUUGUAAUCCACUGCUCUAUCCUGUUCUCAUGUCCCGCAAGUUUUGUGUUUGGCUGGUAGCUGGCUCUUACCUCACGGGCAGUUUGAGCUCACUGACGCACACUUAUUUUACAUUCCACCUUUCCUUCUGCAAUUCCAACAUCAUCAAUCAUUUCUUCUGUGACAUCCCACCACUGUUAGCCCUCUCCUGCUCUGACACUCACAUCAACGAGACCCUCCUCUUUGCCCUCUGUGGUUUCAUCCAAACUAGCACUUUUGUGUUCAUCCUGAUCUCUUAUGCCUGUAUCCUGUGCGCUGUCCUGAAGAUCCCCUCUGCAGAAGGCCGCCACAAAGCUUUUUCGACUUGUUCCUCCCACUUGAUUGCUGUUGUCUUAUAUUAUGGUGCUCUGCUCUUCACUUAUUUACGGCCAAGCUCCAGCUAUGUUCUGGACACAGACAAAAUUAUCUCUGUGUUUUAUACUGUAGUUUUCCCCAUGUUGAAUCCUUUGGUCUACAGCUUAAGAAAUGAAGACGUGAAGGACUCUCUUAGCAAACUGUUACAAAGAAAAAUGAUGGUGCUUCCAAAGAUCAAGAGUUGCUCUUAG